Plectropomus leopardus (leopard coralgrouper) is the source of this 4422-nucleotide messenger RNA. Its product is annotated as RING finger protein 145. Gene Ontology annotation, biological process: proteasome-mediated ubiquitin-dependent protein catabolic process; ERAD pathway. The record is from RefSeq and is a predicted model, not a curated record. NCBI's taxonomy places the organism in Eukaryota, Metazoa, Chordata, Actinopteri, Perciformes, Serranidae. Gene Ontology annotation, molecular function: ubiquitin protein ligase activity; zinc ion binding. Gene Ontology annotation, cellular component: endomembrane system.
GCAAGCGAGUGGAAUCAUAACAUUACACUGAAAGUCUCUUUACUUUCACUCGUAUCGUUUAGUUUCGGCUGUUUGAUUAAACUUUUCCGAUGGCGGCGGUUUCUGACUGUCUUUGACGAGCGGAAGCGGCAGAAAGGCUGAGUGUUUCGUCGGCUGUUGCUGUGAAAUGAAAACAUGUCGCUGGUCGCUGUGAAAGCUAACCGACAGCAGCAGCAGCUAGCUAGCUCACGGCUGUUCGUGUGUGAGGUCUGUCACCGCGCAAAAUGACAAGAAGACGAGCAAAGCAGUGACACGUACAGCUGACAGCAUGUGACACACACACUCGUCUCACACACCAUCAAAAAAGUUGGUUUGAAAGAUGCCUCGCCUGGAAGAGUUGGCCAACGUCGCCCUGAGGGUGCCGAGCAUCCUGCUGCUGGACCUGCUCUACAAAUGUGACAUUGAAGGGUUAACGGAGCACCUCAAGGCCAAAAAUGAAGACAUGCUCUUCAAAUACAAAUAUGUCAUCUGGAACAUGUACUACAUUGGUCAUCUGAUAAACCUGGUGGUGUUGGUUCUGCCGUUGAGACACAUCGUGACGCUCUACCUCCAUAUCCUGGCUGCUCUUCUCCUGUACAUGGGGCAUCAGAUUUCCAAGGAUUAUGUUCGUGAGGAGCUGCAGUACGGUUAUGAAGGAGCCGUGUACCGUGAUUCUCUGGCCUUUAACAGAUUUGUCUCUGCGAUGACCAGUCAGAUUAUUCUCAGCACGCUGUGUGCCUUCCUCAUGAAGACCAGAAAGGUGUGGUUGUUCUCUGCUCACAUGCUCCCCCUGCUGGCCCGACUCUGCGCCGCUCAUCACGCCACGCUAAUAACCAUCAACACGUUCUCCAUGGGACUAACCGGGGCGGGCAUCACCGUGUUCCUCCUCUCACAUCUCUUUGUGCCAUAUCGCCUCGCAAAGGCUGCCUACUCAGAGCUGCUGCAGCUGGAGGUGAUCGAGCUGUACCGGCUUCUGGCUGUGGGAAUCUCCCUGUGGAACCAGUUUGCCGUCCCAGUGCUCUUCAGUGUCUUCUGGUUCGUUCUGUUUGUCGUCCAGCUGUGCUCGGACACCUUGUCCGGCGCCGCCUCAGCAGGUCAUCAGGGAAUCAUGUUCUUCCUGCUCACGAGUGUCUCUGAAUGUUGUGCCACGCCGUACUCUCUGCUGGGUCUGACCUUCGUCGUGUCCUAUCUCGCUCUCGGGCUGCUCAACCUAUGCAAGUUCUACCUGGGAGGUUACGCAGCUGUUCAGAACGAGAACGUCAUGCACAGAGGUGUGACGGAGGGCGUCACUCUGCUCCUGCUCGCUCUUCAGACGGGCCUGUUAGAUAUGCAGGCUCUGCAGCGCACCUUCCUCCUCAGCAUCAUCCUCUUCAUCGUGGUGACGUCGACGCUGCAGUCGAUGAUCGAAAUAACAGAUCCGGUCAUUCUGGCCCUGGGGGCGUCCCGCAACAGGAGUGUGUGGAAACAUUUCCGAGGCCUCAGCAUGUGUCUGCUUCUGCUGGUUUUCCCCGUGUUCAUGGCUUAUAAAAUCUCCCAGUUCUUCCACAUGGACUUCUGGCUCCUGAUCCUGGUGUCCAGCUGUAUGCUCACUUCCCUUCAGGUUACGGGCACGAUGCUGAUCUACUCCCUCUUCAUGGUGGAGCUUUUCCGCAGCGACCCGAUCGAGAGCCUCGACGAGGUGAUCUACUGGGUGAACGCCGUCAGCAGGGUGCUGGAGUUUGUGGUGGCGCUCUGCGUGGUGGCGUACGGCACCUGGGAGUCGCUGUUUGGCGAGUGGAGCUGGAUGGGCGCCUCCGUCAUCAUCAUCCACUCCUACUUCAACGUUUGGCUCAGAGCGCAGUCCGGCUGGAGGAGCUUCCUGCUCAGACAGGAAGCGGCCAAGAAGAUCAACUCUCUCCCCAAAGCCACGGCGGAGCAGCUGCAGCAGCACAACGACGUCUGCUCCAUCUGCUUCCAGGAAAUGAGCUCCGCUGUGAUCACAUACUGUGGACAUUUCUUCCACGGAAACUGCCUCCGAAAGUGGCUGUACGUGCAGGAGACCUGCCCCAUGUGCCACCAGACGGUCCGACCCACCCCGACCGGUCCGAGCCCGGCUCCAGGCGACGCUCCGGCUGCUCAGAGAGACGCAGGAGCGGAUCCGGCUGCACAACAAGACGGAGACCAGAACCAGGACGACGGCCAAGAGACGCAGAGCGAAGCUGUGACCCCUGAUCCCAGCGAGGAGCGGGAGGAGGCUAAAAACCUGGAGGGAGGAGAUUGUGAGAGAGAAGAUGGAGAAGCUGAACCUCACGGGGACGCUGUACACGGGCUGCGGUUCAGCUCCAGUGGAGACUUUGUCGGAUUUGUGAGUCCGGAGUCGAGCUGCUCUUCUGGUGUGCUGCUGCGAGAAACUUCUAACAUGCACAACGAGGGCGAGGAGAGCGGCUCAACGCUGCCAUCGACUCUUAACGAGAACACAGCAGAGGACAAAUGUGGCUCCAACGGAGCAGAGCUGGAAGACAGCUUUACUUUCUGUCCUGGAGCGCCACAAAACGGCGACGACAGCUCACCGAAAUCAUGGAACAGCCUCCAUGCACCAAACACAAAUCUUGAGGCGUCCGCUGUGAGCCUCGUCGGCGGCCAAACGUCCGUCAGAUCACGUAAUAAAAACUCAGAACUUUUAGACACAUGCACUGACGACCCUCAGAGUCAGAAAGGUAACGGCACAUGUUCGGACUCGGACCUGGACGCGCUCCGAGAGGCUGAAACUGUCCCUCAGACGCCGCGGCCGUCCGCCUCAGAUGCCACCUUCUCUUGCACAAACACAGACGUCAGUGACUGACUGCAUCAGUGCCUUGGGAGGGUGUGAACGGGUCAUCCUCCAUGACGGGAACGAAACACGUUUGCCUUCUCUCUCUGUGAACCAAUCAAAAAGUCUCUGACCAGACAGUGUAAUGAAUGUGCUGCAGUUUAGGAAAUAACUUCAACAUAGAAAGUGUGUUAAAUUGUAAAACUGUAAAGAAAUUGUAAAAAAUAUAUAUUAUAAAUCAAAGAGAUUAUGUGUAACUGUAAAGUGGUGCAUCAGUAUUUAUACUGCCAAAUCUAACGAGUUGAUUUUACUAGGAAACAGUAAAAAAAAUGCAAGUAAAUGUAACUAUUGAUCCUAAUAAUAUCUUGACUUAACGUCUUAUUGCUGAUAGAGCUGGGCGAGAUGGCCUGAAAAACAUUUUUUUUUAAACAAAACUCAAUUUAUAAUUUUAAUUGAUUUUUUUUCCUUCUUACAAACAAAAAGAAGUUUUGCUUUUAUUUUAGCGUUAAAACAGUAGAUUAUUGGAAAUGAUCAAUUCUAAAAAUCAAAAAGAAACAAAAUCCUAAAUUGCAUUUUAAAAAUGUGUUCUAAACUGCAAAUUUGAAUUAAUCUAUAAAAUUGAUUAUUACCUAGCCCCAAUUGCUACAUUUACUUAAAUUUGAUUGUAUUUACUUGAUUUUGUGGAGUUGUUGCAACUUAAAAAUGACAGUUUAAUUUAAUCAAUCUUUCUAAGUUUUAGCAACUUCAGUAAACCAAGUUCACUGUGUUGUCUAUCUGUAUUCUUGUUGCAUACGAGUCAAUCAAAUUUGCAUUUUCUAAAAUAUGUUAACAAAACAGAACUCAGAUCUUAUAACUUAAUCAUCAGCAAAAUCCUCUUUUUGAUCAAAUCAAGUCAGACCGACUUGUUUUACUGAGGUUGUUAACACUUAGAAAGAACAAGGUCAUUUUAUGUGUCAUUUUUAAGUUGCAACAACUUCACAAUUUAUUUUUUACCUUUAUUUUAGGAUUUUCAACAUAGAACGAACACUCGGUACGUCUGUUAAACAUCUCAGCCACAGAAUUCUUUACAGAUAAAAAAUAAUAAUAAUGAUAAUAAAGGUAAAUACAUAUACACAGAGAUAAAGGGUUUACUGUUAAACUGUCGGUUAAUUUAAAGUAAACUUAACACUUUGAUAUAAAUCAAACAUUAAUUAAGAUCUGUAGUUAGAUUUACUUUCUAUUUAUUAUUUUAAGUCAGAUCAACUUUUCAGAUUUUACAGUGUAGCAAAUUCUAGACGGUUACAGUGAAGAGAGAAAAUUCAUUUCAAUCAUUAAUUCUCAUGUUUUUGGUGACGUGGCAGAAGAAAAAGUUUCAUUUGUCUUUGUAAUUCAUGGAUCAGCCUUUUGUACUGCAAAGGUUCUCUGUCCCCCAGUAUUACACCACAGCUGUGAAGUUUUUUUCUGUUACUGUAGUUUCUGUGUUAAUAAAACCCGACAGGUGCACAGUGAGGCUGACGUCGUGUGCCAGAUGAAGUCUAAACAGAAAUCACUUCUGUAGCCGUAAGCUAAAAGAGUCCAGAUGAAAUGUUUGUUUGAUAUGUUGCUUCAGAGAUAAUAAAAUGUUCUGCAUCACUGUA